Molecule: messenger RNA, 2307 nt
Organism: Knipowitschia caucasica
Lineage: Eukaryota; Metazoa; Chordata; Actinopteri; Gobiiformes; Gobiidae
Source: the annotation of a GenBank genome assembly
AUGGACAGAACCAGAGCAGUACAGGACAGCAGUCGGAACACCAUCAGGACGGAUCUCAAUUUGCUUCUGGAGUGUCUGAAAUUCCAGAUGAAAUGUCCUGAUCUACAGAAACAAGCCCUGCUAACUAUUCAUUCAAUCUGUGAAAAGAGAGAAAAUAAUGUGGAGCUGCUGAGAGAAAUGGGAGGUGUCGCUUUUUUGUUGAACCUCUCAAAGUCCAACAUUGUUCAGUCAGACAUCAAGGAGACUGCUCUCUUCACGCUGGGAACUCUGGCUGAGGCCAAUGUUUAUUGUAAGAACUCACUGUGCAAGAAAGAGAUCUUCACAGACCUGGCAGAUCAGCUGAUGACAGAAGAGGCUUCCCUCGGAAAGAAGAGAGUUAUGGUCUAUUUUAUGUCAGUUCUGGUCUCCAACAACAAAUUAGGACAGACUCUAGCCCAAAACACAGGCUGCCUGGAUAUCCUUCUCAACCUUUUCAGGGCCACAUUCCCCCUGUCUGCUGAAGGUAUUUUCAGAACUGCCAGCUCUACCCAGCUCCACCAUCUUUGGACGUCUGUGUCUAGUGCUCUUUGUGGAUGUGUUAACAAUCCUCAGAAUGAGGAAGGACAGAGUGUGUGUGUAACUGUGUUUCCAAUUGUGAAAAACUGGAUUCAGCAGAUUUCCCUUCCUCAAACAGAGCUAUUUCAGCCCAUAUGCUCCUUUGUUGCAAUGACUGUGGCAAAUAACACUUGUGUUCAGGAGUGCUUUUCCGCUUCAGGGGGACUGGAAAAUCUCACAUUGGCCUUGAUUCGAUUUUGUCUAGAGUCAGAGACGAGCUUGCUGGCCUGCCAACUGGCUGUCUCCACCUCCAAAACCCUGUCUGCUUGUAUCAGUGAUAACCGUGCACUGGCUUCAGACCUGGCCAAAUACAGGGUCAUCGGACACCUUUUUUCAUUGCUUACCAAUCCCAAACUGGAGUCAGAAGAAAGGUUAUCAGUGUUGCUAACCAUGGGGCACUGUACAGAAUCCGCUGAAGAACACCAGAAGCAGUUGGUACAAAUUGGCAGUCUUCCUGUAAUCAUAACUUUACUCACAGAAGAUACAACCGAAGAGGUCCGCAAGGCUGCCACAUUCAUUUUACAGACUUGCAAGCAGGCCACAAACGCUUUGGGUGCAUCUGACAUGAUGAAGAGAGAACCGCAUGAGAAAAUUCUGGACACAAACAUUGAUAAGUACAAUAACUCUGCAAAGGAAAUACUGCAUCGAAUCAACCAGCUUGAGAAGAAACAGGCUGAAGCUGAACGGGUUCUUGCAUACCCACACAUGAUUCAAGAGUCCAUGAGCCCACCUGUGACUGAAAAUACACCAAGGAAGACAUUUGGGCGCACUGAAGAGGGGAAAGAUUUAAUUGUAAGACUAAAUAGAAAUCUAAACUGCAACAAGGUGAAGGGAAUUGGCCAAGAAGAUGAGGCUUAUAACUUGGAGAGCUAUAGGCCUUGGUGGGCCACAUACAACAGCACCAGAACAAUACAAGCUACUUGCACUGAGCAAAGGCUAGAGGGCGCUAGAGAGCCACUUGAGAAUGGUCAGGCAUUUAAAAUACCUCCUCCGAAAUGGAAGACUGCAGAAGAAGAUAACUACUUGGUUGAAGAAGAUAUGAAGAGUGGAACAAAUCAGGUUGUUGAAGAGGGGUCGAUUUCAGAUUUGAGGUGUACAGGCUGCAUUCUGCGUUUGGACCAGGUGGACAGCCGAACCUUCCCCUCUCUCCAGAGCUCCUGGACCCACAGCUGCGACAUGCACAGGGUCCUGAGAGAAGCCACGGAGCGCUACCUCACAAACAGCCGCAGUCUGUGUACCCAACAAGAGCAGAUGAACCCCAGUACUCCACGCUCUCACAAGAACUUGAAAAACCUGAGAGGUGUUAGGCUGACUCCAAGUAAGACGCCAAGUCAAAUCAAAUGCUUCCAGGUGGAAGAGCAGAGCAGAAAGAGCAAUGAUAUCCGAUUAACCCCUCUCCACAAAGGCAUGAAAACGGCAGGGCCUGCUUUUUUUCAAAGACCUGAGGUUACAACCAAGAGCCCACCUCUUCACCAAUCAGAUGACACAAUGGGCACAGAGGCUUGUUCAAAUUGCAGCUCCCAGAGGAGGAAGAGGCAGGACUUCAGCCGCGAGGAGGAGCUCUACUUGCUGUGUGGAGUCAAGACAUACGGCCCUUCCUGGAACGCCAUCUUGUGGUCUUACCCCUUUCAGACCAGCCGCACCAACGUGGACCUCGCAAAAAAGUACAGACGACUGAUGAAAAACAACACUCUGGGAGAAGGUUUGGAUUGA